CCCCCCCCACAGGACAUUGGAACCCUCCAACCCAAAAAUCCCCUUUAAACCUCCCCAAUUCCCCCUAAAUUCCCCCCAAAAGGCCGUUUAACCCCCGCCAUGCCGCGGCGCUACCACACUCGCCCGCUGGGCUCGCUGACCGUGCCGGGCCCGCUGUACUCGGUGCGGGUGCUGCAGGUUGGCUACAACACCCCAAUCCCCGCUAGCCACAGCCCCACCCUCGCUAGCCACACCCCCUCCCUCACUAGCCACAGCCACACCCUCACUAGCCACACCCCCUCCCUCACUAGCCACACCCUCACUAGCCACACCCUCACUAGCCACAGCCCCACCCUCGCUAGCCACAGCCCGGCCCCCGCCGGCCCCGCGCUCGCCGACGGCUCCAUCACGCUGGUCUCCGGUGGCCCCCUGACCGUGCUGGUGGACACGGGCGGCCCGUGGCUACGGGACCGCCUGCCGGGGCUGCUGAGGGCGCAGGGCGUGGCCACCGGCGACGUCACGCACGUGGUGGCCACCCACGGCCACUCGGACCACGUGGGCAACCUCAACCUGUUCCCGCGGGCCGCGCUGCUCGUGGGCUUCGACCUGUGCAGCAGCCGCGGCCUCUACUCGCCCAACGGGCUGGCGCAGGGCGCGCCGCUCGUGCUGCACCCCGGGCACCUGGAGGUGGUGGCCACGCCCGGGCACACGCGGGCCCACGUCAGCCUGGUGGCCCGCGGGACCGGCCUGGGCACCGUGGUGGUGGCCGGGGACGCGUUCGAGCGGCGCGGGGACGGGCGGGAGUGGCGGGCCCUGAGCGAGGAGCCCAGCGCGCAGGCGCGCAGCCGGCGGAGGCUGCUGGCCGCCGCUGACGUCAUCGUGCCCGGGCACGGCGCGCCGUUCCGCGUGCGGAGGGGGCGGGGCUGGGACCGCGAGGAGGAGGAGGAGGAGGAAGAGGAGGAGGAAGAUGAUGAGGAUGAGGAUGAUGAGGAUGAGGAUGAUGAGGAUGAGGAUGGCGGAUCUGGACGUGAGGAGGAGGAUGGAGAUGGUGCCGAGAGCCGGGAGAGAGAGUGACAGCGGUGACACCGGAGCUUGGGGACAUCUAAGACCUUGGGGACAUCCUGAGUGUCACUGGG
Molecule: messenger RNA, 1115 nt
Organism: Oenanthe melanoleuca
Lineage: Eukaryota; Metazoa; Chordata; Aves; Passeriformes; Muscicapidae
Gene: MBLAC1
Product: metallo-beta-lactamase domain containing 1
Exons: 2
Coding region: 100-1053 (317 amino acids)
Source: RefSeq, a predicted model, not a curated record